CACGAGCAGCAUCUUGCGCGGGUCCGUCUGACCGCGACCAAGUGCCUGCUCCGACAAACUGGGCAACCUCGCUUCAUCGAUGGCCGCUCCGCCGCGCGAAAGGCCAUCGCCCGUCCUCAAAUGGCAUUUGUCCGGAACCGUCCAUGUUCAAAUUCGUUCGAGCGCACCGCGCGACGUUCUGGACCACGUGAAGAUGCAGCGUUCAGUCCAGCAACUGGCUCCGGGCGUGCAACGUCCCAGUCCGCCGAUGCUGCCACCGUCUGGACCGUACGAAGGGUAUAUAAAAAGGACCAGCGACCGACGCCAUGAAAGCACGGACGAACCGCACUGCAGCCCGCUCGUUCCUGCUCUGACGCAUCCUCGCUCGUAACUCCUCGCAGCCAUGAAGAGCACAUCCGCCGCCGUCCUUCUCUCCGCCGCUUCUGGCGCGUUCGCCAGGACUAUGACCGUGUACAACGGCUGCCCGUUCACGGUACGUGCACCAGAUAUCUGGCCCGCGAUGUUCACGGACAUGAACGUCCCUAACAAUGCGGCGCCCAACUACCCUACCGGAUGGGUCGCCGACGCCUACACCCAUGUCACCUUCACCGUGCCGGACAACUGGCAGGCUGGUCGCAUUUGGGGUCGCCGUGACUGCGACUUUAGCACCAACCCCGGUCCCAACUCCUGCCUUGACGGAGGCUGCAAUGGCGGUCUGGAGUGCGCCACGAGCGGAGGCACCGGUGUCCCACCUGCAACUGUAGCUGAGUUCACCUUCGAUGGCACCAACGACAAUUACGACGUGUCUCUCGUGGACGGGUAUAACCUGCCACUGCGCAUCGACAACACAGUGGGAUGCCCCGUCGCCGACUGCCCGGUUGAUCUCGGCCCGAACUGCCCUGCCCCGCUCCAGGGUCCGUUUGACUCUACUGGCUUCCCCGUUGGAUGCAAGUCCGCUUGCUUCGCCAACCUCGACGGCAACCAAGCCAACAGCCCCAACUGCUGCAGCGGACAAUACAGCACGGCUGCGACGUGCCCCUCGAGUGGUGUUGCCUACUACUCCUAUUUCAAGAGCAACUGCCCCAACUCGUAUGCGUACGCCUACGACGAGAGCAGCGGAACUGCCCUUUGGUCGUGCCCUGCUAGCAAAGCGGCCGACUACACCGUCACCUUCUGCCCUCCUUAAAAAUUUCUCUGGGUUGUGGAUCAAACAAAUCAAUGUAUCAAUGUGGAAUAACGGUGCUAUGGAAUGACAAGCAAUUCGGGCUCGAGAUCGUAACUGGCAGCAGAUGAUGUUGAAUGAUUGCGGCAGCGCGGGCUGCCCCCUACACCGGUCAUCAUCGCUCGACCGGUACGGUUGUCGGAUGAUUGCACGCGUACUCUACAAAGUACGGCUCAACCUUACCUAAUAAGUUGAGCUGAAGCAUCAGCGAGACGCUUAUAGCCUACAGGAAUGCGACCGUAAUAGGUUGC
Messenger RNA from Punctularia strigosozonata HHB-11173 SS5, 1452 nucleotides. Its product is annotated as thaumatin-like protein. Gene Ontology annotation, cellular component: extracellular region. The record is from RefSeq and is a predicted model, not a curated record. The coding region runs from base 383 to 1165 and encodes 260 amino acids. Gene Ontology annotation, biological process: defense response. The transcript is spliced from 10 exons. NCBI's taxonomy places the organism in Eukaryota, Fungi, Basidiomycota, Agaricomycetes, Corticiales, Punctulariaceae.